Messenger RNA from Protopolystoma xenopodis, 441 nucleotides. NCBI's taxonomy places the organism in Eukaryota, Metazoa, Platyhelminthes, Monogenea, Polystomatidea, Polystomatidae. The record is from the annotation of a GenBank genome assembly.
AUGCUUGUUGAUGUGUCCUUUCUGUCCCUUCUGACGACCCCCGACCCACCAAAUCGGGCGGCCUCGUGUACCCCGGCCUUUAUGGAGCCCGUCCGGCUGGGCAUUGACCAGCGUCUCGACAAGUUUCCUGGCGCCCGAGCGACAUGGCCAGCAUGGGCGACCAGGGGCAACGUGAAACAGAGCGAACCCGAGGCGGCAUGGGGCCGGGAUGUGAGUGGCAAACAACCAUCUGGCUCGAACCCUCGUGGUCAUCAGCCCACAUGCAUCGGCCUCGCCCUAUUUCUACAUGGUAUAUCCAAACUGGCCUUGGCCGUUGCAUAUCGGCCGAACGAAACUUGGUUUUUAACCCAAGCCCUCGUGUUAAUUGCACAUGUACCCAUCCCUCGAACAGGCCGAGCAUGUAGCCCAACCGAAGGCCACUUUACACUAGAGCCGCGAGUU